AUGCUUCCUCUUUCCCUUCUUAAGACUGCACAAGGCCACCCUAUGUUGGUGGAGCUGAAAAAUGGUGAGACUUAUAAUGGACAUUUGGUUAAUUGUGAUACAUGGAUGAAUAUUCAUCUCCGAGAAGUUAUUUGUACCUCUAAAGAUGGAGAUAGAUUUUGGAGGAUGCCUGAAUGCUACAUACGGGGAAAUACGAUUAAGUAUCUUCGAGUUCCCGAUGAGGUUAUUGACAAAGUUCAGGAAGAAACCAAGAGCCGAACAGACCGCAAGCCGCCUGGUGUUGGACGUGGUAGGGGAAGAGGUAGGGAGGAUGGUGCUGGUGCUGGUGGACGCCAAACAAAAAGCAUUGGGCGUGGUUUUGAUGAUGGUGGUGCUAGAGGAGCCGGAGGCCGAGGCAGGGGUGGCCCAAGUGGAAAGCCUGGAGGAAGCAGAGGUGCUGGACGAGGUAGAGGUUGA
Vicia faba (fava bean) is the source of this 456-nucleotide messenger RNA. The record is from the annotation of a GenBank genome assembly. NCBI's taxonomy places the organism in Eukaryota, Viridiplantae, Streptophyta, Magnoliopsida, Fabales, Fabaceae.